AUGAACCCGGGGACUGAUUCCUGGCAUGCGUCGGCCGGUGGGCCACCAACGCAUCCUGGCAUGGACCAGAUGAAUCAACAGCCCCGACCAAUGGGCUCCUUCAGUCAAACUCCGGGCCAACAAGGGCCAGCAUCGCAAUCCGCCGGUCCCGUUCUCCCUCCUCCAGGUGGCCCAUAUCACCCCGGCGGUCAAUCGGGCCACUCUCUCCCCGGUCUUGCAGAGCUUAGCCAGAGUCAUGGAGCGCCUCACCAACACUCACCAUAUGGACAGCAUCCCGCAGGUCCAUCCCAUGGUGCCGGUCACUCUCUGCCAGGCAUUGGCCAGGCCAUGCCUCAGGCGUCUCCGCAGUCCAUGAACCGAGAGCGUGAGCGGGACUCCCGUGAGCGUGAAAUCCUAGAGCGACAGCGACAAGAAGAAAUGGCGCACCGCGAGCGCGAGCAGAUGGAGCGCCAGCAAAUGGAACGCCAACGUGAACAUCACACUGUUCAGAGUCACACUGGAUCCAUUCCUCUGCAUCAGCCGGUCGCCUCCAAAGUCCCAAAUUCCAUCCACGGCCCGAAUGGCCUUUUGUCUAACCUUGCUACAAAUGCGCAGAAUGGACCGCAACCCAACGUUCAAGGUGGAGGUGGACCGGGUGUCUUAUUUGGUGGUCCUCAAAUGCAACAUGGAGAAGGAGCGCCAAGAGCUUACAUGCAUCCAGGCGGACCUCAAAUGAUGGGAUAUAACGGACAAGGACAACAGAUCCCUGGGAAUGUUGCGGCUUUGGCUCAGGGCCAACAGCCUAUUCUCAAUGAUGCACUAAGCUACCUGGAUCAAGUAAAAGUGCGCUUUGUCGAUCAGCCUGAUGUGUACAAUCGCUUCUUGGACAUAAUGAAGGAUUUCAAGAGCCAAGCUAUCGACACGCCGGGUGUGAUUCAGAGAGUGUCAACGUUGUUCAAUGGCCACCCAGCCCUGAUUCAAGGCUUCAAUACUUUUCUGCCUCCCGGUUACCGCAUUGAAUGUGGAACCGAGGAUAAUCCAGAUGCCAUUCGUGUGACCACCCCGUCCGGAACGAACACUUUGAGCAUGCCUCGAGCAAAUCGUGCACUGGAAAGUUCAGGUGACCUUGGCCCUGCCGGAAGCAUGAACAACCAUCCUCCCCGUGCAGACUACUAUGAGCAGACUCGGUCCGGCUGGCAGCCGACCCAACAGCAACUCCCACCACAACCGCCACAGGCGCAUCAGCCUGGCGCCCCUGGCUCAUAUUCUCCUGGUUCGCGCUUGGUCGGACCGUCCGGCUUGUAUCCGCAGGAAGGGCAGGCCCCUCCACAGGAUCAUCAUUUCGGCUACCAGGGUCAAGAACCUCAAGGCCCAUCAGCGCUGUCCCAUCCCCAAGAUCAUCGUGGCGUUGCCCAACUGCAGGGUGCUGCAGCGUCUGCAGCAUCUGGACUCGGGAGACCGUCGUUGAUGACAGGAUCUGGCCCUGGGGCAAACCAGGGCAUCAGCAGUCUGGCUGGUGUGGGAGGCAUGCUCCAGGGUGGUCACCCUGAUCUUAACAAGCGGGGCCCCGUAGAAUUCAACCAUGCUAUUAGUUACGUCAACAAGAUAAAGAAUCGCUUCUCCUCGGCGCCUGAGAUUUACAAGCAGUUCCUGGAGAUUCUACAGACCUAUCAACGCGAGUCAAAGCCUAUCCAGGACGUGUAUGCUCAGGUCACCCAACUCUUCAACACUGCCCCCGAUUUGCUGGAAGAUUUCAAGCAGUUCUUGCCUGAAUCCGCAGCGCAUGCUAAGCAACAAGCGCAAGCUCGUAUGGCUGAAGAGGCAAUUCCUACUUCAAACUUACGGGGGGAACCCGUGGGCCACCCCUCCUCUACGCCCAACAGAGACGUGAAAAUGCCGCCUCUUGGCCAGUUUAAUGUCAAAGACUCUGGCAAAGAGACCAAAAAGAGACGUGGAGGGCCGGGUGUCGGGCUAUCAUCUGUCUCUGGCCCAUCUGGUGCUGACGCGACUCGUAUACCAGAGGCUCGUGGCGGACCUCCAACGGGGUCUUUCACCAGUGGCAAUAAGCGGCCAAAGCAUUACCACGGAAAGCCUUCAGGCUCCGACAUUCCUAAUGUCUCCCCAACUCUGAUCCCAGCUCUUCCUGAACCGGUCCCCCCAAGUGUCAUGACCACACCCAGCCAAGAGGAGAUUGCCUUCUUCGACCGCGUCAAAAAAUUCAUCGCCAACAAGCAGGUGUUCAGUGAUUUCUUGAAGCUUUGCAAUCUGUACACCAACGACUUGAUCGAUCGCUUUGUGUUGGUCAAGCGCGCAGAAGGAUUCAUUGGCUCAAAUGCGGAAUUGAUGAGCUGGUUUAAACGCUUCAUGAAUGUCGAUGAGCCUGAGGAUAAGACCAUCGACCCCAAACCCCAAUCGGAGGCUGGUGUUGUCAACCUUGCGCAUUGCCGUUCCCUUGGACCGAGCUAUCGUCUACUUCCAAAGCGCGAACGCCAAAAGCCUUGCAGCGGUCGUGAUCAGCUUUGCCACGAGGUCCUGAACGACGAGUGGGCCUCUCACCCCACGUGGGCUUCGGAGGAUUCAGGUUUCGUUGCCCACAGGAAGAACCAGUUCGAGGAUGCUCUGCACCGUAUUGAAGAAGAUCGCCACGAAUACGACCACCAUAUCGAGGCAUGCACCCGGACUAUUCAGCUAAUUGAGCCAAUCGUCCAGCAAUUCUUGCACAUGUCUGAGGUAGAGCGGGAGAACUUCAAACUCCCAUCAGGCCUUGGUGGGCAAAGCGAGGCAAUCUACCAGCGGGUGAUCAAGAAAAUCUAUGAUCGUAAACCCGGUGAAAGGAUUAUCGUCGCAAUGUUCGAACGCCCGUGCCACGUGCUUCCGAUUGUUCUUUAUCGGCUGAAGCAGAAACUCGAAGAGUGGAAAGCCUGCCAGCGCGAAUGGGACAAGGUUUGGCGUGAACAGAUGCAACGAGCCUACUGGCGUAGCUUGGAUCACCAAGCUAUCGCGACUCGACAGACAGACAAGAAACAGUUCAUUGCCAAGAACAUCGCGGCUGAUCUUCAGGCGAAGCUUGAGGAGACCCAAAGCAAGCGAAAAGGUGGCCUGAACCCCCCAAAACACCAAUUGGAUAUGAAAUUCUCGGACCUGGAUGUCUUACUGGACACCACGCAUCUUCUUUGUUUGUACAUUGAUCGCAGCACGACUGGAUUCGGUGCAGACCCCUCUCGCCUCCUCAACUUUGUCAAGGAUUUCAUCCCUGUCUUCUUUGGACUCGAUCGGGAAGCGUUCCACGAGUACAUGGAGGAGCUGAUGCUUAAUGCCACACCCGCCGAAGAGUUAGAAGAUCACUUUGAGGGUGAUGAUACUUCUACCGCCAGUCGCAAAGCGGUGAACACGCAAAAGCUGGAUCUCUUGCGCGAGACAUUGGAGCGCAAGGCGGCCCAGACCAAUGGAACAGCUCAUGAUGAUGAGACCGUGCCGCAGCCAACCGCGGCGUCUGCGCCUGUCUCCGCACAACUUGCUACACCAGAUGUUCGCGCCACCUCUGCUGCUGUGUCCGAUCCCGAUGGUAGCUUUGACGUGGCUGAGUUGAAGUGGAUGGAGCACCCUGGGCAUGGCAACUUCAAUUUGGAGCGUGAAUACACGCUGAAUGAGAAGUACAAGAAGACAGAACACCGGAUGUAUUGCAACCUGAAUCUUCUUUGUCUUCUCCGCACCUUUGAGAUUCUCUACUCGCGUCUGCUCCGUAUCAAGGAGCAGGAAACAGAGGCGCGCGAACAGGUGCGCCGGGGUCUUAUGCCCAAGCCCGCCCACGAGCUGUGCUUGAUUGAUCGAUUCCCUGGAGACUUCUUCUACGAUGUUAAUCCCAAAGCCAAUCUCUACAAGCAGAUUGUGCGCAUGUGCGAAGAGGUCAUCCGCGGGGAUAUCGACCAGAUCCAUCUUGAAGAGACCCUUCGCCGUUUCUACAUGCAGAGUGGAUACUUACUGUACAACUUGGAGCGCAUCUUCUCUUCUAUCAGCAAGUAUGUCGCCUCUGUGUUCACUGGAGAUGCCAAAGAUCGCACCUCCGACAUUGCCAACUUGUUCUUCAAGGAACGCGAGAAGCAGGAGACCACCCACCACCAGGAGAUGCAGUAUCGUAAGCAAGUGGAACGGAUGAUCAAGGAAGGGAACAUGUAUCGUGUCAUUUAUUUCCCGUCUGAUCGCCACGCCACCGUCCAGGUCAUGACCAACGAAGACAACACCCUUGACAGCAGUGAGCUCAGCUCUGAAGAUCGUUGGUCCUACUAUGUGACCGCUUACUCCAUGCGUGAUCCCACUGAAGGAGUCUCAUAUUCCAAGAUGCGCGUGCCUUUCUUGAAGCGUAACCUCCCCAACAAGCUGGAUGAGGAUGAGGAGUAUGAUCAAUUUUAUCGCCGCCUUCAGCACCAUGACGGUUUGGUUAUCCGCAUCUGCGCCAAUAAUUACACCAUUCUCUAUCAACCACCUAGUCACGACUGGUUUUGGCGUUCCCGGGCUCCCAUUCCAGACCCCGACGCCGACGCGGAGGCCGUCCAGGCUCAAGAAGAGGAGGACAACAAAGCAAAGGCUGCUGUGCGUGAAAAGCGUCGCGAUCGCUUUGCCGAGAAAUUCGUCAACAACCCCAAGUGGGCACGCGGAUUGAGCAAGGAUGAGGUCGACGAGGUGAAUCAACGCUUCCGUUCCUGGGUCGAUGGCAAACUCGAGAAGGAAGACAACACUGCACCUGCUAAGUCUGCCGAGCCUGCCGCUACCACCACUGGCGAUGAAAAGGAAGAGCAGCCGGCUGAGCCUGCCGAUACCGAGAUGACGGAUGCUCAUCCUGCCGCCAGUUCCGAAACCUAG
Messenger RNA from Penicillium diatomitis, 4839 nucleotides. Its product is annotated as transcriptional regulator SIN3. Gene Ontology annotation, biological process: negative regulation of transcription by RNA polymerase II. The record is from RefSeq and is a predicted model, not a curated record. Gene Ontology annotation, cellular component: Sin3-type complex; chromatin. Gene Ontology annotation, molecular function: transcription corepressor activity. The transcript is spliced from 8 exons. Lineage: Eukaryota; Fungi; Ascomycota; Eurotiomycetes; Eurotiales; Aspergillaceae. The coding region runs from base 1 to 4839 and encodes 1612 amino acids.